AUGUCCAAGACCUUCACCACGGCCGAAGUGGCCAAGCACACCGCCAACGCCGGCGAUGGCUUGUACAUCAUUGUCGACGGGUCCGUUUACGAUGUGACCAACUUUGUCGACGAGCACCCGGGUGGAGCCAAGAUCUUGAAACGAGUCGCCGGCAAGGACGCCAGCAAGCAGUUCUGGAAGUACCACAACGAAUCUGUCCUCAAGAAAUACGCUCCUAAGUUGAAGAUCGGUGAGGUCGCCGAGAAGGCCAAGUUGUAA
This is a messenger RNA of Capronia epimyces CBS 606.96, 258 nucleotides long. RefSeq names its product cytochrome b5. Gene Ontology annotation, cellular component: intracellular membrane-bounded organelle; membrane. Lineage: Eukaryota; Fungi; Ascomycota; Eurotiomycetes; Chaetothyriales; Herpotrichiellaceae. Gene Ontology annotation, molecular function: heme binding. The transcript has 2 exons. The record is from RefSeq and is a predicted model, not a curated record. Bases 1 to 258 code for a protein of 85 amino acids.